AUGAGCUCCGAGGUCGGGGCCGCCGCGGGGCCUCGCAGCCCGGCCUCGAUGAGCCAGGCGCCGCCGCAGCAGCCGCCAGCCCUGGAGGCGCCCAGCAACGGCGGCGCCUCGACGGCGUCGUCGUCGAAAGGCAAGAAAGGGAGCUCGGGCUUGCGGCGCCCGGAGAAGCCGCCCUACUCGUACAUCGCGCUGAUCGUGAUGGCCAUCCAGAGCUCGCCGGCCAAGCGGCUGACGCUGAGCGAGAUCUACCAGUUCCUGCAGGCGCGCUUCCCCUUCUUCCGCGGCGCCUACCAGGGCUGGAAGAACUCGGUGCGCCACAACCUCUCGCACGAGUGCUUCAUCAAGCUGCCCAAGGGCUUGGGCCGCCCCGGCAAGGGCCACUACUGGACCAUCGACCCGGCCAGCGAGUUCAUGUUCGAGGAGGGCUCCUUCCGACGCCGCCCGCGGGGCUUCCGACGGAAAUGCCAGGCCCUCAAGCCCACCAUGUACCGCAUGAUGAACGGGCUGGGCUUCCUGCCGCAGGGCUUCGACUUCCAGCCGGCCCCCGCCGCCCCCCUGGGCUGCCACCCCAACGGCUACGGCCCCCUCGAGGUGAUGCAGGCCGGCGCCUACGAGGCCGCCCACCACGUCCCCCACAUGUCGCCCAGCCCGGGCUCCAGCUACAUGGCCAGCUGUCCCGUCCCCGCCAACGGCGCGCCGCUACGGGGGCCCCGACAGCAGCAGCAGCCCGUGCCCUCCUCGCCCGCCCUGGCCAGCGCCAUCGAGUGCCAUUCGCCCUACGGCAGCCCCGCCGCACACUGGGCCUCCCCCGCCGCAGCCUCGCCCUACCUCAAGCAGCAGAGCCUCCCGCCGCCCCCGCCGCCGCCCGCCCCCCUCCAGGCCGGAGUCGCCUCCUACUCGCUCGAACAGAGCUACCUGCACCACCAGAGCGGCAGGGAAGACCUUCCAGUGGGGCUGCCUCGCUACCAGCAUCACCCGUCGCCGGUGUGCGACAGGAAGGACUUCGUGCUCAACUUCAACGGCAUCUCGUCCUUCCACCCGUCGGCCGGCGGCUCCUACUACCACCCGCACCACCACCAGAGCGUCUGCCAGGACAUCAAGCCCUGCGUGAUGUGA
This is a messenger RNA of Heteronotia binoei (common prickly gecko), 1116 nucleotides long. It is a transcript of the gene FOXF2, whose product is annotated as forkhead box F2. Gene Ontology annotation, cellular component: nucleus. Gene Ontology annotation, biological process: animal organ morphogenesis; regulation of transcription by RNA polymerase II. The record is from RefSeq and is a predicted model, not a curated record. Gene Ontology annotation, molecular function: DNA-binding transcription factor activity, RNA polymerase II-specific; RNA polymerase II cis-regulatory region sequence-specific DNA binding. NCBI's taxonomy places the organism in Eukaryota, Metazoa, Chordata, Lepidosauria, Squamata, Gekkonidae.